Pogonomyrmex barbatus (red harvester ant) is the source of this 1888-nucleotide messenger RNA. RefSeq names its product Metallophosphoesterase (gene Mppe). Gene Ontology annotation, cellular component: endoplasmic reticulum. The record is from RefSeq and is a predicted model, not a curated record. Gene Ontology annotation, biological process: GPI anchor biosynthetic process. NCBI's taxonomy places the organism in Eukaryota, Metazoa, Arthropoda, Insecta, Hymenoptera, Formicidae. Gene Ontology annotation, molecular function: hydrolase activity.
AUUCACUAGAGAAGAAGAAUAGAAAUAUGCAGGCGUUUAGUAAACAGUUCUUUUUUCAAAUAUGAUUACGACGUGAAGUGAUAGUCGUGCGUUUCGUUGAUUAUUCUAAUGGUAUAGAGAUCAAAAGCAGGGUUCGUGUUCAAAGGUUUCAGGGAUCAAAGAAUAGAAUAGCAUAUAGAAAAUUAUGUUCAUCUCAUGUAUACAAUCGUAUAACCUCUCGUAAAAUUAUCACUCUGUGCCAACGAUCCGUUUAUUGUUAAAGCUCGACGAUAUCGGCGAUAAUAUGUUAAUGAACAGGUUUGAGAUUGCGUUAUUGAGCUUUUUACUUAGCAUUGUAUAAUGCUAUAAACCAUAGAGAUGUUACGACGAAACAGGUUGAAACAUAGAGUAAUACCCAUUGGUAUCAUUGUUCUCAUGACAAUAUAUUACAAUGAAUUUGCUGUGUAUGAAGUACAAAAAUUCAAAUGGGCCAUGCGAGAAUGCUCAGAAUGUGUUAAGGUUCUUCUUGUUGCCGAUCCACAAAUACUUGGGGAAAGAUUUGAAAAUUAUUUUGGCUCAUGGAUAGCAAGAUGGGAUAGUGAUAGGUACUUAGAGAAAACCUUUUCGAAAGCAUUAAAAUUUUCUCAGCCGCAUGUUAUUGCCUUCUUAGGUGAUCUUAUGGACGAGGGCCAUGUAGCUAAUGUAGAAGAUUUUGAAAAGUACAAAAGGAGGCUGGAUUCAAUAUUUUCGAUGCCAGAUGACAUAAUGAAAAUUUAUUUGCCAGGUGACAAUGACAUUGGAGGUGAAGAUGAUCGUGUUUCUGCUAGCAUUCACAAAAGAUUUAAUUUUGCAUAUACUCAGCCGGAUACGUUAAUUUACAAGACCGUUACCUUUUUCAAAGUGAAUAGAUUGACACACACGAUGCCAGAAGCGCCAAAGGAUGCAUUUCUCAAUGAUUAUGCAGAAAGAAAUACGACCAAUGUUAUUCUUAGCCAUAUGCCUUUAUUAUUUACACCUGGGAAUUUUGUGCAAAGUGUACUCAAAGAGUUGUCACCUCAAAUAAUUUUUACCGCGCAUGAACAUAAAGCAAUGCACAUAAGUCUGGACACGGCGACAGAUCAAUUGAGCGAUGUUUGGAUUCUACCGCCGUACGAGACGCAUCUAUAUCAACUAAGGAUGGACGUAGGGGACAUUCAUGAAGUACAAAUACCAACCUGUUCUUACAGAAUGGGUAUGCCACAUAUGGGUUAUGGACUUGUCUACAUAGAUACUCAGGAGAAGACCGUUGACUUUACGAUUUUGUGGCUACCAAAUAGAUUCUCGCAGUUACGGCUUUAUAUAUUUAUCAUUGGAUUGAUUAUCGUACUUGCCGCUUGUUCUUUCAUCUCAUCUUGUUAUGUGAAGAGCUACGCUACUUAUAAUCGCAUACCUUCCGCAUAGGAUAGCGUUUAAUCAAAAGUACUUACCUGGCUUAUUGAAUUAAUUUGGAGUUGUAAAUUAGGUACCUUAUUUGGAGUUGUAAAUUAGGUAUCUUAUUUGGAAUUGUAAAUUAGGUACCUUAUUUGGAGUUGUAAAUUAGAUACCUUCGUAUCCGUCCAGACAUGGUUCUUCGUUAAAUGCGGAAGAAAGCAAGAAUAACAGUUGUUUAUUAACUAUCAUAUAUAUCAACUAUCAAACAUGACAACUGUAACAAGACUUAAUUAUUAACUUUGAAAAAUCUUAGAUUUAGUCCGAAGCAGCAUAUCUUUAGGAAAUUUCCUUUCCUAAAUCUAUAACGUGUUACUUAUGAAUGAUAUAUUUGUUGAUCUUAAUCAUUGUUAUGUAUAUACAACAUGACGGAAACUUAAUGCCAAACACUUGAUUAACUGCUCUGGCUUUGGGUAUAUAAAAUCUUGACUGAUAUUCGAAU